ACACACACACACACACACACACACACACACACACACACACACACACACACACACACACACACACACACACACACACACACACACACACACACACACACACACACACACACACACACACACACACACACACACACACACACACACACACACACACACACACACACAGGGGUUGGACAAAAAUAAUGGAAGCACCUUAAAGCUAAAAAAACUUCAAGGUGUGACAGAAAAAUAAGUUUAUUUUGAGUCAGAUGACAUGACUGUCCUCUAGAGAACUAAAGCAGGAGCUCCGAGGAUUUUCACCAGUAAAAAAACAGUCGCGCGAGGACAGGACGGUGCCCAUCAGCUCGUUGGUCUGCCAAGGAAGUGGAGCUUUGGCUGAUAUUCUGAUCUUCAAAUGUAGUGUUUACAGUGCAGUGAGAUGCUGAGAUGUGGGCAGAACGUUUCUUCCACCUGACCAAUCACAACAAGGUGGGCAUGGCUCGGAGAUCGAGAUUUCAGUUUUUCAGGUUCCAAGUGUUUUUGAAGGGUGGAACUUAUGCAUAUUUUCUCAAAUGAAUAUGUAAAAUCUGAGAGUUUUGUGCAAACAGAGACGUACUGACGUGUUUAAAAAUGGAUUAAAAUGAGUUCCCCUUCCAGUGUUUUAAAACAAAAUGUGCGCUUCUUUGCAAAAGUAACUUUAUUUGUCACAAACUUCGGAGAAAAGCCAGUGUGACUCGAUUACACGAUUGAUUUUUUUGUGCGGCAUAAACAAUACAUUGUAUUAUUCAGCACCAAUUCCUACGUGCGUCGCCCGGUAGCCUAGUUAGCAGAUGUGGGGUGCAAGAGCCUCGGAUUCAAUUCGCUCCACCGCAGAAUAACAAACAUGGCCAUACCCUUAACCGUCGUAGAAGGGCAAAUAGCAAGAGGCAAGAUUAAAAUCACAUUUAAUAAUGUGUUAUUACCUCAUCUCGAACGACAGCGGUCCAUUGUCCGGCUGCGCAGUGUCAUCAAGUGGGUCUGCUAGAGCAUCUGGCAUUUCUGUAGCCCAACUGGAAAAAAUGCCGAGAUGUAUAACAUCAAACAGGACCUCUUUUUGGCACAUUAUGUUGUAAAUGAGUUUCUAUUGGAGCACUACCCAGCUUCGUUGAAUGUCCAGCUUUCCCCAUCAUGUUCAGCAAAUCCCAGGCCUUCCGAUUCCGACAUCUUUAUCUGACUUCACCGCCGCGCACCAAAAUAGCUAAAGUUUGAUGAAAGCAAAUUCGAAACCUGAGCAUAGAGAUCUAUACAUAAUCAAGAACGAAUACCAUUUUGCAUGGCACUCAAGAUAUUCGCUGAAUGCCUGGGGUUUCCGUUCUGUCAGUAGCCUUUCUAAAGCAACACGGAAGGAAGGGCCAGUGCUAUGCCUGAUUAAAAAUAAUGUAUUUACUCGAUGCUUUUAUUCCAAAUUAGGUGAAGAAUAUGCUAAUUUACCUUCAUGGCGUAAAACUAACGACGACACCCCAAUACAAUGAAAUGCAUUUACUUAAGUAAGGAACUGAAUCAUUCUUUCAUCCGUGCACUCCUGAGGGCAGACUUCGUUGAGAAGCCCAGCACGGGUUGCAUUUGCUCCGCCGUACAAUCAGUCGGGUGCAGACAUGAAAUCCAAGAAGAAAAGGAGACAGGAUGACUUCCAAAAAGUCAAAUUAAAGGUCGGAAAGAGAAAGCCCCAAGCAGAUAACGCCACCAACACCAACUUCCGUUCAAAGGGAAUAAACCUACCCGAACAAUUGAAGACUGACACAAGCGGCCCAACAACACACAGGCAGCUGGGCAUUUAUGAUCUCCUUUCUCAGCUUCAUCAUUACAAUGCGAACGUGAAACACGGUGCCUUGUUAGGUUUGAAGGAACUGUUGUCUUCAAGUCCUUCAGUUUUAGAUCAAUAUCUGUCUCGCUUACUUUCUGAAGUAGCAGCUGUUUUCACUGACAAGGAUGGCAACGUUCGUGUGGCAGCAACACGUGUGCUCAGGUUUAUAGCUCAGUCAGUACCUGCAGAAAGAGUGGCUCCGUUUUUCCCUCUCCUCCGAGCCCACUUGUCUUGCGCCAUGACUCACAUCGAGUCCAGCAUCCAGGAGGAUGCCAUGAAGGUCCUUGAUGUUCUUCUAGACCAUUAUCCUGCCCAACUCGCUGCAAGGCCUGCUGUACUCCUCACCAACUUCCUGGAGUUGAUUUCCCACAGACAGAACGGUGGAGGUGCCAAAAAGGCACAAGAUUCGAAGGGUAGAACAUGGGCUUUGUCCAUCAAUCCCAACAGAAACGUGACCAGUCAGCAGUGGAGACUCUCUGUUCUCCUCAGGCUUGGCAGAUUUCUUCAAGCUGUAGUUGAAGAAAGACCUGUGGAGGAAGGUGACAUAUCAGUUCAGAAUGAAGGAGUGUUUGGUUCCAAGGAUGAUGGGAGACUCACUCCACACUGUCUCACCUGGGAUGAGCUGAGGUGCAACAAGGGCGGGAUUAAGGUCUACGAACAUUCGGGGGCCACACCGACUCAACACUCUUCCUUCAAACUCAGACCUGAGGUGGACUCCAGCGGCACUGAUAUGGAGGGGCUCAAUUCAGCUGAGGCUGUUCAGAACUUUGCCGCCACGCUGGUCCCACUUCUGCUGGAGGUUUGGGUUGAAUCCAGCGCUACAGACACCACAUGGAGCAGCUGUGAAGGAGCUCAUCUGCUCAGCCCAGAUGCCAUGUCAGUCAUGGUCCAAGUCUUGUCUGUUCUUCAACUUCUUCGUAAACUGGCACCGCAGCGCGAACACCAGGAUUCGUUGGAUGCCUGGUUCCGUAAAGAAUUCCUGGGCGAUUUCCAGCAGCAGUUCAUGAAAAAUUUCCCUUAUGGGAUUCAGGAUGUUCCCAGGCACAAAAAAAAAGUUAAUUUGAAACGAAAUAAGCAAGUUGCCACAGUGUCUGGUGCCACAGUGGACCCUCUGGCUUUAAACAUCACCCUGUGCCAGGUGAUGGUCUCGCUCAGCCAAAAAAAUGCGCUUGGCCCAGAAGUAGAUGGAGACUGGCUGGCACCAUUGAGGACAUUUGUCAGGGAGACUCUCAGCAACGAUGUGAAACUGAGCUACAGGCAAUUGUACAUGUUGCUGGGCACCGUGUGGAAGAUGAUGCUUACUCAGCGGAGCAAAACUGUGACUGAAGAACUCUUGGCUGCAGUGUAUUUCUAUUAUCAACAAAAGCACCUGACACUUCAGACCAGAUCGCUACUGCUUUCUUUCUACAGCAAGAUCUAUGAGCAGGAGCAUGGGCACACACAUAUUGCUCGGAGCAAAGUGCUCUCCCGCUGGUUGGGAUCACUUCCGGUCCAGCUGGUCCAGCUUGGCCACCGUAACCCGGCUCUGUCGGCUCGACUCAUCCAGUCCAUCCAGGCAGCUGCGUCCCGAGGCAACACAGAUCUUCUCAGCAGCCUGCAGACGCAAGCAUGCAAGCUCUAUGAUCCAGAGGAAGGGAUUGUGGUCCUCCUCCCAGUAGAGUCCCAGCAGAGAAUGGUGCAACUGCUCUACUUCCUCCCCAAGAUGCCCAAACCUCUGCUGGCCAAUCUGAGCUUCUGCUGCACCGCUGGAAGAAUCUCUGCUUCUCUUGCUGCGUCCCUGAUCCGUAUUGUACACCUGAGGUCAUCUCUUAGUGGAUGGUUAGCUGGCAGUCAGGAGGCUGCUCUCCAGGAUGUGGACUACAUCAGCUUCCUGUUCUCCACCUUAACUGGUUUCUCGUCCGACAAGCUGGCCUCCUUGCAGGAAGCCGCCACGGUCAGGGCCCUGUCCACCUCUUUGCUGUCACCAGUUGGACUCUUCCCAACUCAGCUGGAACAGUUCUCGCACCACUGGGACGUUGUUGAGGAAAUAUGCCACUGCCUGGAAACCUUGGGUUCAAAGUCUCAGUGUUUUGACAUCCUGCAGAGUGGCAUUCAGGAAUACUUGAGCAAACUGAGAGUGGUGCCUGACAGCAUGGCGGCGGGUCUGCUAAGAGCCAUCUCCAGUUUGCUGGACGUGUCUACACUGCCCAACGAGCAAGUGCUUCGCUUCUUGUCUCAGUGUUGCCUCAGUCUGUUGACUCAGCUGGUCACCCAGCAGCAGGAGGCCUCGGCCAACACCAACCACAAAAGGGAGGCGAUUUGGGGAGCUUGUGUGGCAGCUUUGAGCUCCGUCCCCCGUCUGCUGAGGAUGGUGCUGCAGCUGCGCAUUGGAGCUCUGAACGAGGAGGAGAGGCCCCAGCUUGGGCAAAUCCUGUCCAUGCUGCUACAACACACACCACUACACAACCAGCUGAUGGCAAACACAAACCUGCUUGUGGAGAUGAUACAGCACCUUUCGAGAUGCUCUCGUGGGGCGACCCGGGAACAGUGGCUGACCGACCUUCUUUACUGCUACAGUGUCAACAUAGCUCAUGGCUCGAACGCUCAGCGUGGAAACCUCAGUGUUCGGGAACUAUACUGAUGGAACCCCUCCCAUACCAUCAUCAAACGCUGGCAAACAACCCAAUGUUAACAGUCGACCCAUCUUUCUCCAAUUUUGUUAACACCCUUGUUAUUGUCAAACUUCAGUCCAAUGUUUACAGGAUUACCUUUUGAUAUAAAACAAAACACAAUAAAGACCAAGGAAAACAAAACCACAAAGUAAACGUGUAGUUUCUU
Molecule: messenger RNA, 4639 nt
Organism: Synchiropus splendidus (mandarinfish)
Lineage: Eukaryota; Metazoa; Chordata; Actinopteri; Syngnathiformes; Callionymidae
Gene: tex10
Product: testis expressed 10
Exons: 16
Coding region: 1614-4442 (942 amino acids)
Cellular component (GO): nucleus; MLL1 complex
Source: RefSeq, a predicted model, not a curated record